Molecule: messenger RNA, 20979 nt
Organism: Protopterus annectens (West African lungfish)
Lineage: Eukaryota; Metazoa; Chordata; Ceratodontiformes; Protopteridae
Gene: GOLGB1
Product: golgin B1
Exons: 25
Coding region: 74-10720 (3548 amino acids)
Cellular component (GO): membrane; Golgi apparatus; endoplasmic reticulum-Golgi intermediate compartment
Source: RefSeq, a predicted model, not a curated record
GGUUCCGGGGUCGGAGCGCUGAUGUGGCGACUGAUACUUCCUUGACUGGACUGCACGGCCUGAGACUGGAGCAAUGUUUAGCCGGCUAGCUAAAGGAGUGAACACAGUACUGCAAGAGCUAUCCAGAGAUGCAGAUGAAAUUGAAGAUGAGGAUAUUCCGAAAGAGGAAGAGGUGAGAGAUCACCAGGUCUCCAAGGAGGACACUGCAGAAAGUCCCAAGGAAGUUUUGGAACGUCUUGCACAAACCGAGCAACUGGUUGUGCAACUUAAGGAGCUGAUCCGUGAAAAAGAUGCACAGCUGCAGCAGAAGGAGACAGCCUUAAAGGCACAAGAGCAUCAGGUCAGCAUGGAGACCAGUGUAAAGGGCUCUGAGGAGGUUUUGGAAAGACUUGCUCAGACAGAGCAGCUAGUUGUUCAACUGAAGGAGCUGAUUCGUGAAAAGGAUGCUCAGCUACAACAGAAGGAGGCUGCACUAAAGGAGGAGAAGGAGUUGGCUGAUGUUAAGUUGUCAAAGCUGAAACUGCAAGCCAAAGCAAAGGUUGCCUCUCUGAAUAAGCAGUUAGAAGAGCUGAGAAAACGAACUGCAGCAACAUCGCCAUCCAAGCAGCUUUCAGAAGAAUCAGAGCUCGACAGCAGCCAUGAGGGUACAGAUCAUAAGCUUACAGAGGACCAAGGAGAAGAGUUGGAAAAGCUUAAAGUCCAUCUCAAGGAUCUAGAAGAGGCUUCGAGAGUUCAAGCAGAGGUGGUCAUCAGCCUUCAGCAACAACUACAACAAGCACAGGAACAGAUAAAGGACCAUACAAAGGAAGAAGAACACAGGCUUAAUGAGGAGAAAAUGCAAGAAUUAGAAAAGCUGAAAUCUUAUCUCCAAGAACAAGAGGAGGCUUCCAGAGUCUGGGAAGAAAAAGUUGAUAGUUUGCAAAAGGAGCUACAGCAAACACGAGAACAGCUUGAAGAAAACAUGCGUCAGCAGCAGGAAAAGCUUCAGUCUCUCCAGGCAGUGAUACAGGAGAAGGACUUGAGAUUUCAAGAACAGCUUCAGCGUCAUGAGGAGGAACUGUUGCAGGUGGCAUCAGCCACCGACAGCAGUGCCGAGUUACAGCAGACACUGAAGUCACAGCAACGCAAGCUUGAAGAACUGGAGGAAGCAUUGCAUGGACGUACUCUUGUGGUGGAAAUGCUACAGCAAGAAUUAAACAAUGCAGAACAACAGAAACAGGUGCUUGGAGAGCAGCUUCAGCAGACUGAGACUGAAGUUAUGACACUGAAGAAUGCCCUGGAGCAAGAAAAAGAGGUGAUGAAAGGUCUGUUGGAGAAACAGGACCUACUGGUUAAGGACAAGGAUCUGGCAUUAGCUCGACUUGAGGAAACUGUAAAUUCUCUAACACAACAGCUACAAGAGGCAAAGACUGCUUACUCUGACUUAACAGAAAAACACAUGGCAGAGAUAACAAACAUGCAAACAUAUCUAUCAGAACUGAGAGCUACAUGUGACGUCCUCUCUCUGCAGAAUCAAGAACUGAAGACUGUUGCAGAGGAAGAAGCCAUGCAGCGUAGUGAGCUUUUACAGAAAGUCGCACAGUUGGAAGAUGAUGUGAAUGUAAAAACAACGAAGAACACAGAGUUAGAGUCAUUGCUUGCUACUCUGAAGGAGGACUCAGAUGCUCAAUUGCAGCAGCUGGUAGAACAGCUGAAGAACCUUCAGGAGCAAGAUAUAACAGCCCUGCAGAAUCGGGUGGUGGAGUUAGAAGAUGACAAGGGAACUUUAUUGCUUAGUACAGUUGACCUUGAAGAGCUUAAAGCAGAAAAUGAGUCGCUCCGGGCAAGGCUUGCAACCCUGGAGAUACAAAGUGAACAGAAAACAUCCCAGGUGGAUGGCUCUGGAACCAGUGCAGAAAACCAUGAAGACAUACAGCAGGAAAUCACAUCAGCUUCACAGUGCAAAACCGCAGAUGUUAUAGAAGACUGCAAUGAAAGCAUCUUUAUUCAAACUGUGCCUCUAGAUCUGUGUUCCAGUGAAGAAAUAUGUUCAAAUUUACCUCCAACCCAGUCUUCCAGUGAUUCAUCAGAGCAGGCCACACCUCCAGUUCAGCCUUCCACUGAUCUAUCAGUACCAGCCCCACCUCCAGAUUUGCAUUCCAGUACAACCUCAGAACAGGCUCCAUCUUCAGAUCAGCCCACCCCUGAUGGAUCAGAGCAAGCUCCACCUCCGGCAGAGUCCUCUACAGAUGUGUCAGAACAAGCCUCAACGACAUUGCAGCCUUCUGCUGAUGAGUCAGAUGUUCUCUUGUUAGACCCAUCCUGUGCUGGCACAUCUGAUCAACCUGCAGCUGCAACAGAGUCCUCCAUAGAUGUAUUGGAACAAGAACAUCAGCCAUCCCCAGCUACUGUACAUGUAGAGCUUAUUGAAGAACAAAAGUCAUCAAGCCAAGAAGUUCCUUUUCCCCAAGAUGAAAGCACUGUACUGGUUCUGAAAGAAAUGAUCGCCGAAAAGGACAAAGAGAUUUCUGAACUCAUGGAAAAGUUUAUAGGUGCUAAAGAAGAGCUGGCAAAGCUUCGAGAAGAAAUAGAAAGCAGAACAAGUAGGCAUGAGCCAGAAGCCCAGAUUGUUACAUGGGGGCAUGAGAAUGAAUUGGAAAAUAUUACUGAACACAAGGAUCUGCUAACAGUUAAGUCAGACCGCCAGAGUAUAUCAGAAGAGUUAUCUGAAGCAGCACAGGAAAGUGUAACUGUAAUCCAGCAUGAAGAAAUUAAAAAAGAUGAGAUUCAAGUUCAUCAGAUGGUCACAACUUUUACAACCAACAAAUACUCUGUAUGGAAAGAAGUGGUUACAGGACAUGAAACUGUGGAAAUGUCAUCAGAUGCACAAAGAUCUAUUCAUAAAGAAGAGAUAAUGAAGUUAAAGGCCAGUAUUGUGGAGCUGAAUGAAAAAGUGCAAGAGAUGGAGAUUUCAUGCAAAAACGCUUUAGAUGAAAAAGAUUCUGAAAUUUCUAAGCUGAAUUUGGAGUGUAGACAACAAGCAGAGGAUUUGAAUGAAGCACUUAGAGUAUUAACUAAUGAAAAAGACGAACUUCAUUCUCAAGUUCAGCUGCAGGCAGAUGAACUGUCUCAUAUGCAGGAAUUAAGAGAAAAGUUGCAGGUAACUGAAGAGAGUUUAGCUGAUGCUGAAAGGCAGAGAUUAUCAGAAUAUGAAAGUAGAGGCCUGCAGAACUGUUUGCUAGAGGAGCAAGUGGAGAGUCUCCAGAAUGAGUCACGUUCCAAAGACCUAAAGACUGAAGCUUUGCAUAAGGACAUGGAUCAUAUCCAACUCCAGCUCUCUGAAAAGGAGCAUGCAGUACAGACAUUAGUAGAACAGCUUAGAGAAAAAGAACAGACAACAGAGAAUCUUAAAGAAUCAUUGCUGGUGAGCAAAAAUAAUGCUGAAGAGCUUUCUUUACUUCUUGCUUCUAAGGAGGAUGAAGUUUUGAGAAAAGAACAGGUACUGUCUGAAAGAGAAAAAGAUGUUGAACACCUUCGCAGAGCAUUGACUGAAAAAGAACAAGAAAUGUCUGAAAUUACUUUAAACAUGUCAAAUAAAAUAGUACUGUUAAACGAAGAAAAAUAUACUCAAGAACAAGAAAUAAAUUCUCUUAAGGAACAGCUCAACUUAUUGCAUAAAACUCAAGUAGAGAAAGAUGAAGAAAAAGACAGCAUUACUAAAGCAAGAACCUCUUCUUUUGAACUCCAGAAUCCCCUGACAGAAGGUGAAAUGCUGGAGAUAGGAACAGAAGAAAAAGAAAAUGUUCACUCUCAGAUGGAACAUCUAAAAAGGCAAAACGAACAAGUGAAAAGAAAGUUACAUGCUGCUCUGAUUAACAGAAAGGAACUUUUAAAGAAAGUUGAAGAGCUGGAAAUGGAGUUAAAAUCUAAAGAAAUGGCAGCUAAGGAAAGUUUAUCUUCAGUUACUACAGAUGAUUCUAUGAACACUUUAACAGUGGUGAACUUUGAUGAUGAAAGACAAGAAGUAAUAAAGUACUUAACUGCACAGCUUUUAGAAAAGGACCAAGAACUACAGGUCAUGAAACAAGAUAUGGAAGAGAAAGCGGUUCUUGCGGAGCAGCUAAAAAAUUCUGUUGUUGAGUUAACUCAAACUGUAAAGGAUAAAGAAAACGAAGUUGAGGACCUUAAGAUUAAGGCUGUUGGACAGCAGUCAGUUUCCCAGGAACAGGCUCUGCUAAGUCAGUAUGAGACACAAUCAAUGGAAAAAGAUUCUUUCAGGGAAGUUGCAGAAUCAGAUUUAACUUGCAAGGUAUUAAUGGACCAUAAAACAUCUGAAGCCGAGUUGAAACUUUCAAGUCUUGAACAAGAAAAAGAGAUUUUACAGAAGAAACUUCAAGAAGCAUUGGCUUCCCGGAAAGCUACCAUCAGGAAAUCUCAAGAAAAAGAUAGGCACCACAGAGAGCAGCUUAAACAGCAGAAAGAAGAAUAUAAUGAUCUGCUUGAAACAUUUGAAGAACGCAACAAAGAGAAGGAAGAGCUACAGCAACACCUCAAGGAACUUCAGGCACAGCUACUGCCUAUAGCAGGCAGACACCCAGAAGACAGGACUGUUAAUCUAACUAAUAUAAAAGAAGACCUACCCAUUGUUGAGCAUCAGGUGGAACAAGACUUAAAAGAAUCUGGGUGGGGGCAAGAGUGGGUAGACAUUUCAGGUUCUGAUCAUAGAGAAAGUCCUCCUACAAAAAUUGAACCGCCGUCUCUAGAAAGGUUGAAAAAAGAAUUGGAACAAGUACAACUCCAGAGGGAUGAGCUUCAGAUAAAGCUGCAAAAUGCUGAAGUUAUCUGUGCCCAGAAAACCAGUGAAUUUAUCCAGUUACAAGAUAAGUUACAUAAUUUACUACAGAAGUUUGGUCUUCAGCAAAUAGAGGACUUUGGUAUAGAAGUUGAAAGCAUCAGAAAAAAGUGUGAAGAAGCUGAAACAUGUGCUGAAGGUCUGAAACUGGCUCUGGCUAAUUCUGAGGCAAAGGCUUCCACUAGUGAUGAGCUGUUUAAUUUGAAAAAAGAAGCAGAAGAUCUCAGGAAUGUAAUAAGUCAAAAGAAUAAGGAGACUGAACAUCUUGAUUUCAAUCUAAAAGAACAAAGUGAAGCUAUUAAUAAAUUACAGAGCACUUUGUUGAAGAAAGAAGAUCUUAUAAAUAGUCUACAGACACAGCUGGAAAAUCAGAUUAAGGAACAUGAAGAACAACAGAAGAGAUUACAGGAUAAAAUGCAUGAAUCUAUUCAGAAGCAGGGAGAAGAUGCUGAAGAUGCAAAGUCAAAGCAGCAGCUCCAAAGGAAAUUGCAGGCAGCACUUAUAUCCAGGAAAGAUGCACUCAAGGAAAACAAAGCGUUAAAAGAAGACCUCUCUGCUUCAAACGUGAAACUUGAAGAGCUGACUAAGAAAGCUGCUAUUACUGAGAAAGCUGUCAUUGAUUUGAGUAAAGAAAAACAGGACUUGUUGGAGGAAAUAAACAAGUUUAGAAAUGAAAAGGAUAAAUUAGUUGCUGAAAUUGAUAAGAUGUUGCUGGAAAAUCAUAAUCUCAGUUCAACCUGUGAAAGCCUGAAGCUUGCUAUAGAUGGAGUUACACAGGAGAAGCAAAGUUUGGAAAAUGAAUUUGAGUCACUGAAACGUGUUCAGGAUGCUUUGCAUUUGGAGUGGCAAGAUAAACACAAGGAUAUGCAGAAGGAAUAUGAAACUCUUCUGCAGUCCUAUGAGAAUGUAAGCAAUGAGAUGGAAAGAAUGCAGCGUGUACUAGAAACUGUAAGACUUGAAAAACAAGAGCUUAUUGGAAAGAUUAAAGGACUGGAAUCAGAAAAAAAGGAGACAGAAAAGCAGGUCCAGGAAGCACAACAAGAAAUAGAAGGAAUGAAAGAGAAAAUGAGAAAGUUUGCAAAAUCAAAGCAGCAGAAAAUUUUGGAGUUAGAAGAAGAAAAUGAUAGACUUAGAGCUGAACAAAAUCCUGAGGCUAGUUAUCAGAGGAAUGCGACCGAAUUGUCCAGUUUUGAAACAACACAGCUCAGAGAAGACCUUACAAAGCUGAAAUCUGAAUAUCAGUCUCUAGCAAAUGAAUUGGAAUCUACAAAAGCUGAAAAUGCUGUUCUUGAGCAGGAAGUAAAUAUCUUAAAAGAGAAAUUGCAGUUGGUUGAAACAGAGCUUCAGGACCAAUUGGAAAAGCCUGGAAAAGUGUCACAUUCUGAAAUUUGUGCAGAAGAGGUAGUAGUCCAACAUACUGUCCCUGUGUGUGCUUCAGCAAAACAAUCUGAGGAAGGCAUAAUUCUAGGAGGAGAUCAUCACUCUACAAGAGAGAAAUCUGAGGAGGAGGAAAAACACGUAGACAGUGGUUUGAAAGUUCGCAUUGAUAGCUAUGUACAGCAGAUAGCUGAGCUCACAGAAAUGCUUCAAAGUGUAGAAAAGGAUAAAAUGACUUCUCAAGAUGAAACCAAGCGCCUAAAUGCUGCUCUUCAGUCUUUGAAGAUUGAGAAGGCAGCAUUAGAAUCAGAAGUCACACAUACAAGUGAGGAAUUGAGAGCACUUCAGAAAACUUCAGAAGAAAUUGACAGGGUCAGAAAGACAGAGAAAGAAGAACUGGAAAAAAUGAAGCAACUAAAAAACAUUAUUGAAACUGAAAAAGAUGAUUUGGAGGAAAAACUAAUGAAUCAGUUAGCAGAGCUUAACGGUAGCAUUGCAAACUAUCAGCAAACUGUAAGCAACUUGCAAGCAAAAAUCAGCCAGCUAGAGUUAAAUAUUGAAGAUCAACAGAAAAAAAUAGGUGAAACAGAGGAGGAGGUGAGGCAGUUACUGCGGCAGAAAGCAGAAGAUGAAUCCAAAAUGCAAAAGGAAUAUGAAGAGAAGCUGAAAUCUGCACAUAGGGGGAAAGAAGGAAGCAAAACACAUACAAAAGAACUACAAGAGCUUCUUAAAGAAAAGCAGGAGGAAGUCAGACAACUCCAAAAGGACUGUAUUCGCUAUCAGGAAAGGAUGACAGAUUUGAACAAAAUGGUGAAAGCUCUGGAAUUUAUUAACAGUGAUUGUCAUAAGGAAGUAGAGGCUGCAAAGAAAAAUUGGGUGAAUGCCACUGAAGAAAGUAAGAAAAAGCAAGCUGAACUGAUGUCAUGUAGAAUUUUGUUAGAUGAUACACAGUCUGAAUUAGCAAGAGUGCUGGCUGAAAAUCUUAAGCUUAAGGAUGAGCUCCAAACUUAUAAACAGCAAGUCAAAAUUCAGUUAAAGAAGAAGGAAGAGGAAUAUGAACAAAAAAUAGAGGUAGAAAAGGACAAGUGUUCAAAAGAAGUAAAAAAUACAGAAGAAAAAAUGGAAAUGUUACAACGAGAGAAAGAACAUUCUGAACAGACAAUUCUAGAACUAAGGGAGACUUUAGAACAGAAAAAACAGGAAUUCAAACAGCUUCAUGAAAAUCUGAAUGAGAAUUUGGCCAAACUUGCAGCAUUCACUCGCAGUAUGUCAUCCUUACAGGAUGACCGUGAUAGAGUUAUAGAUGAAACCAAAAAAUGGGAGAAAAAAUUUCAGGAUACAAUAAGAAUGAAAGAGGAGGAGGUCAGGACUAAGGAGGAAUUGUGCUCGGUUUUGAAAGAUCAGUUGAGACAGACUUCAAUUUACUCUGAAGAACUACAGAUCAGAGUUUCCAGGUUGGAGCACAAUGAGCAGGACUGGGCAUCCAAACUCCAAAUGGCAGUACAGAAUCAUAAAGAGGUGUAUGAAAGCCUCCAAGAAGAAAAUAAAGAACUCCAAGUUCAGUUACAGAAUUCCCAGAAGCUUAAUCAAGAUGCGCAGACUGAACUGGCAAAGCUGAAUAAUGAGGUAAAACAUCUGGGAGAUAAGGUCUCAGACUUAAGUAGUUCAUUAGAUCAGAGUGAAAUGGUGAGGGAAGAAAGUGAAAAAACAGUCAGUGAACGAGAGAAGGAAAUCCAGCACUAUAAACUGAAUUGUAGUCAGUUGGAGUCUGAUUUGCAGUCUUAUAAAAACUUAAUAGAUACAUUGCAGGAGGAGUUAACUACAAAGGAUCAAAAGAUUAUCAGCCUUUUAGCAGAUAAGGAAGAGGCAGUCGCCUUAGCUGUGGCUGAAAUGCAGCAACAAAAAGCAGAGGAACUAAAAGAACUAGAAGACAAAAUCAAAGUAGUUGCAGAAGAGAAAGCUAAGGAGAAAAGAGAAGUUACUACAUUAAAUGAAAAACUUGCUAGUGUUGAAGAUAAACUAAGUAGUGCAAAGGAAGAAUCCAUCCAGAACAAAGCCAAGCUAGAUUCUUUUGUGAAGUCUAUGUCUUCCCUGCAAGAUGACAGAGACAGAAUUAUGAGCGAGUACAAACAGUUAGAAGAGCGUCAUCUUGCAGUGAUACUAGAAAAAGAUGGCAUCAUUCAGGAGUCUGCGGCAGAAAAUAAUAAGGUAAAAGAAGAGAUCCGUAUGUUGUAUGGACAGAUGGAUGAUUUGAAUUCUAUAAAUGCUAAUCUUAAGGCUCAGCUCAUCAGAUAUAGAGAAGACUUAAAUCAGGUUAUUACUUUGAAAGACUCUCAACAGAAAGAGCUUCUACAAGUCCAGUUAGAAAAGAUUCACUCACUGGAAAAUAAGAAGUCCAGCCUUGAAGUUCAGUUAGAAGAUCUGAAAUUAACAAUCCAAACUUCAGAUGAAGAAAAACAGCAGCUGCAAAAAGAGAUCCAGUCCCUUGAAUCCACUGGAUCUCUUCUAAAGUCUGAAACAGAAAACAUGCAAGAAAAUGAAGCCAUUAUGAAAAAAGAGCUAGAAAGCAAAGCAGCUAACAUCAAAGAGCUAAGUGAUCAGUUAUCAGAGAUGAAAAGUAAAGUCACAGAACUUGAACAGGAAAUAAGCCUUAUCCAAGAUGAAGCUUCUAAGAAAGUCAAAGAAGCUGAUGAUAGGGUUGAACACGAGCUCAAAGCUCUUCAGCAUGAUGCUGGCAUAAUGCGAAAUGAGACCGAAACUGCAGAGGAGCGGGUGGCAGAGCUAGCAAAAGACCUGAUGGAAAGUGAACAAAGGCUUUAUGCUGCUUCUGAAGAGAAUAGUAACUUAAAAGCACAAAUUAAAUCAUUUGGAAAUGCUAUGAGCUCACUACAAGACAGCCGUGAUGAAGCAGAACUGAAGCUUCAAGAUGUGGAAAAAACAUAUUUAGCAGAACUUGACAAGGAGAGAUCUGCUGUUGAAAACCUACAGAAAGAGCUUUGUCAGCUGAAGGAGGAUUAUAGAAUUGCAGCAGAGCACAGAGAUUCCCUGUCUUCAGAGCUGAAGACUAUUAAGAUCAGUACCACAGAAGACAGCAAGUUGUUACAAAUUGAGCAACUGAGCAAAGACUUGAGUUUAAUGGAUGAAAAAGUUAAUACUUUAACCAGUCAGCUGGAAGGCAGCUCCAACCAGUUGAAAUCCUUUGCAAAGGCCAUGGCAAGCCUGCAAGAUGAAAGGGACCGGUUGAUAGAGGAACUAAGCAAUGCCAAGAAGGCUCAAGAAGUCAUUCCAGAGUCGGGAGCAAGUUCUGCCAAACUUUCUGAAGUGCAGAGUUUGAAGAAUGCCUUAUCAUCUCUGCAGAAUGAUCGAGACAGACUGUUAAAGGAGCUGCAGACACUGCAGGCAGAGUACCUUCGUAGCAUGGAUGAAUUGGCAGAACUUCCCCUGCUGAAGUCAAAGCUAGAAACUGCCCAACAGCAACUAAAAGAGCAGCAUUCAAAGGAAGAUGUACUGCAACAAGAGCAUUCGGCCUUCCAACAGGAGCUGUUGAAACUCAGAACUGAAAAACAGAGCUGGGCAUUGCAAAAUGAACAGUUGAAGGAACAGUAUUUGAUUGCACUGACUGACAAAGAUCUACAGCUGAAUGACUUGCAAAGACUAGUGCAAGAUAUGAGGGUGUCAUCUGGCAAGCUGAAUAUUACAAAUGAGCAGUAUCAGAGAGAAGCAUUACCAGAAGCAGCUGCAUUAGUACCUAUUCAGAAUAUGGACUUUCAGAGGCUAGAAGCAGAGAGCACCAGCCUCAAAAAGCAGCUGGAAGAUUGCUUGAAGGAACUCCAUCAAAAGGAGCUCCGUAUUCAGCAGUUAAAUGGCAAGCUCUCUCAGGUGUUUGAAGAGAAAAAUGCCCUUUCCAUUCAGCUGAGGAGGAGUGGACAAAAUCUACGUGAUACCCAGCUGCGCUACACAGAACUGCAGAGCCGCUACUCUGCAUUGGAGGCAAAGACACAAAAGCUGCAGGGUGCUAUCACACAAAAAGAGGGCACUACUGAAGUGGAUACAGCCCCUGGUGCACCUCAAGAAAAGAUUGUGGCAGAAGCAGAACUUUAUCAGUCAGAAGUUCAACUAUUGCAGCACAGGUUAUCGGAAGCCAAAGAACAGCAGAACAUCACUCAGCAAGAGAUGAUCCAUUUGUCAGAUCUUUUAAACGAAGAACGAGAAUUAAGAUUUGCAGCUGAAGAAGCGCUCGACACAGCACAGGAAGAACUCAGACGCUAUGAAGGUAAUGAGUGGGUGCCAGCCCAGGAGCACAGCCCAGAUGUGUCUGCUGUACAUGAGCACUCCCUGCUAAUUGAACCUCCAGACAGUGUCCCUUCCAGCCCCAGGGCACGGGGCAGUUCUGGACUCAAGCGUUUAAUGAGAUACCUGUUCUUUUCACGAACCCGGACUCCAUUAUUAAUUGCCACAUAUCUACUGAUUGUGCAUGUUCUCCUCAUUCUUUGCUUCACUGGACACUUGUGAAGACAGGAGAAGGCACUCACCAGCGGCUUGCUCAGAGUUACUGAUCGUGACAUUUGCACACACACACUCAUUUAUUUGUUCAUUCACAUACAGCAACACAUUCUGUUAAGUUUCUUCUCAGGUUCCUACCAUGCAUGUUCCUGCUGUUUGCUAUUCUUGUAUUGUUACUACCAUAGUCAUAGACCUCUUUUUCUGUCUAGGAUUUACUCUAACUUGAACAGAACUGUGGCACUGUAUCCCUGCAAGGUAAACUGUUGCCAAGUUUUGUUAUAGCAAGACUGGGUCCUUGAGACUGUGUGUUGUACUCUUUUAACUGCCAAAAAUGUUACUUUUUCAGGGGAUCAAUACUGAAUACCUCUCAGCUGUGUUUAUGUCGGUGCAUAUGAUAUGGAAGACGGGUGCCAAUAAUGAGUGUAUUUAUGAGGUUUUGUUGUGUUGUAAGUUAGUCCAGUAUAAUUUGGUCUCUACAAGGAUGCAGUUUUCCCUCUCAUUGUUGCUUCCUCAUGCAUUGCAAGCUUUGCUACUUGGUUGCUUCUCUCACCAAUGUUAUGCCUGCCUGGAACUUUUAUAGGAUUGCUGUAAUAGUCACUAAUGCCAGUUUUUAGGAUUUUUGUUGGGUUGAGUAUUGAUGCUCUCACUACUUUGCAUGUCAUACACAUUUAUAACACUGUCUUUUAGCAGGAAUGAGAUGCCAGAAAAUGGGUUAUUCGAGUUAGUUUAACUUCUUAAGACUGAAAUCAUUACAUAACUACCACAUAGCUGAGGUAGUGUUCUUACAGAAUUCUAAGGUCAUGGAACUUGGUAGGUUUGGAUAAAGUGAAGGCUAGUAGGGUAGAGAAGUGCAGUCAGAAAAUGAAAUUUUGGAAGAGAAUGCAAAUUUGGCUGAAGAAUGGUGGUGAAGAAAUCAUGUAGUAGCAAAAUUAAAAUGUAGUACAGGCCUAGACAAUGCAAAGCACCAGAUAAAAACAUAAAUGAAGGGCAGUGGAGUUGCUGUGCUAACAUAAUUUAUGAUGUACAGUGGAGCAUGUGCUGCUAUAAUGACUCAGCACAUCCUUGAGUAACAACUGAUUGAAAGCUGUUGGAUGUGAAACUGAAUUCCCCUUGUAAUACUGCGAUUGCUGCUGUGUUAUGCUGUUUGCCGUAAUGUAAGACUAUGGCAUGUGAAAUGGGGCGAUUAGAAGUGCAGUCGAAAGUGUGCAAGAGUGCUCUCUUGAGUACUGUUUAGUGCCUGAAGUUGAAAAUUUGCUGGAAUGUUAGACUAAAUAUUCUUCCUGUUUGGAGAGUGUCACUGGAUCCCUUACACUGUGAAAUUAUAAACUGAAAUUUUAAAUGCGGAAAUGGCUGGAAAAGCAGUAAGUAGCAGUAGUAUUUAAUUUGUAGGUGCACAGAACCUUCUGAGUCUUAGGAAAGGUUCAUUAUCUUUCAAAAGGUACAUUAUGAUGUAAGGUGUGUGAAUGAACCUCCCUUUAGUAUUCCAUACCUAAAUUUGACUUCUACAAGGGAUAUGGUAAUGCAAUGUUUCUGGUUAGACCAUUGAUGCUCCCCUAGCCCAUAGAAAAAGACCAUCUAGACAUGAAGCAUUUCUUUUUCUGGUUUCUCCUUAUUCUUAGGCAUGUUUUUUAAGUGUCAGUAACAGGAAAUACAUUUAGUCUUCUUUUGGAUUGCUGAAUUUCAGAAAAUCAAUAUGAAAUGUAGUUUGGUGACUGAGACGUGGUACCUUUCAUGAAUCAAGACUGAAUUUCUGAUUCGAGUAACCUGGAUGCAUUGAGUGGUAGGGUGCUUAAGAUGUUUUUCUGUCUACUGAAAGUAAUUUUGAAAUAGCCCUGAAUUUUUACAGUAUUAGGAUUUAGUAAAGAAUAUAGAUUAAUGCAAUAUUCACUAAUGCAGGUGAUUUCCAAAUUUUAGUAAUUGUGGCAGAUGUACAAUGUAAUGACUGGGGUGGAGCCUCCUCUUUAUAACUGUCUGAUUUUAUUUUUGGAUCAUUACAAGUAUAAGACAUGGACAGUUCCCAAACAAUGGUAUGGAUGGUUCUUCACAGACAUUGAAAAGGUAUUUGGUAAGCUGGUUCAUGACUGUUUCACUGAAGUCUGACUAAGUGUUUUGACUUUGUAGAUUAUAAUUUUCCGAGAGAUUGGCAGCGAUGUGGAGGGCCCAUUGGGUCCCUCAUGUAUGGAAGCUCUCCCCCAAGAAAAAAAAAAAACAUUAAAUUCCUAAAACUCUUUUUGAAUAGUUAGUUGGUUGUAGUCAGAUGAGCUUUGGUCUUGUGGCUGUUGAUAAACUUUAAUCUGUUUAAUUGCAUUACAGCUUUUUAAAAUCCAUAAGCUCAUUAAUUGACUUUUAGUGCCUGAUCAGUUUAGCCUAGUGUUGUAGAGUUCCUGUUGUUUUUUUUAUAUGUUUUCUGUCCUGGAAUUAUUUUUGAGUCUUCAUUUGCAUUACUACGAAAAGAUUAGUGAUAACUAUUUAGCUUUGCAGAAAUCUUGAUGAUUGGGAAGACCACUGAAGUAAAAGCAACAUAGGCAAUAAAGAAAGUAGCAACCAUAGAUCACUUUGCCAUCAGUUAGCAUGACAUAUGCCAUCAAUACAAAUGGCAGACUUUCAACUGUAAGUGAUAGUGUUUGGUGAGUUUCAUAUAUAGUUAGAGAGGCAUGUACAUAUACAUAUAUGUAUGUGUGUGUGUAUACAUAUACAUAUAUAGAGAGAGAGAGAUGGAGAAAGGGGAGUGCACACACAGGAGGGACAGCUUGUAUGAGAUUAAAAAUAUGCACAGAAUUUGACAUUUGAUUACUGAGUAGCUGUACUGAAUCACAUUUAGUAAAGUCUGAUGGUUGCUUUUAACGUACGUUUCCUGUCUAUUAUAAUAUGUUCAUGAUAUGUUAUGAUUUAUUGAUUUCUUAAUCUGUACAUUGUUCUAAUUUUAGUCAUAAUUUCAAUGUUACUGUAAAGAAAGGGGUUGCUUUAGGAAUGUAAUUCAACAUCAUGCUUUUUUUCAUUGCCCACACCUCUCUGUGGUAGGGAUUUCUUAGCACUUUAAAAGAAUAUUCAGUGAGAUUAAAUAGCAGAGGUGUGGAUUUCAAAUAUUUAUAGUUUAAUGUUGGAAAACAUUUUUAAAAUGUUAGUAUUUCAUUUUCAAAAAGAAGAUUGUACAUUGUACCAUGAAAAUAUUUUUUCAUAAGCUGAUAGUUAUGGAUAUUCACAAUUUCUUAUGCAGUUUUUAAAGUAUUGAAAAGCUAACUGAGCACGUUUAAAAAUGAAAUUGUAGGGACUGCUUUAUCACUUGCUUGUACAAAAAAAUAAAUAAAUAAAUUAUGUUGAGGCCCAAGCAGCUAUAUACCUGACAGUUUGAGCCACUUUGUCAACAGUAGUCCUGAGAAUGUACAUCUGGCAAGAGCAUAAAGGAUUGUUUCAGCAAAUAUUCUAGAUGUUCAGGUUUGUUGACACUCUGUCUUUGAGAAUCCAUUUCUGGAGGGCUGAAAAAUCUCUGCAGCAGAGCUGCUGUUACUGUAUGAAUCUGUAAUGGCAGUAAAUCAUCCGGAGCACUUUUGCUAAUCCUUGUCAACCCCCAUGGGCCACUGGCAGUCCCUUCCAUACCCACACAGUCUUACCUGGUAAGUGAUUCUUGGUGGUACUCCACAUCAAAUGUUUUGCCCUCUUCAAGGUAGAAUAACUUAAUGACAGCCGAAAAUAGGCAUCCAGUGAUGUAAGUCAAGGAGACCCCCUGCAGCUCACAUUUUAUUUCAGGUUAUGGUGUGUUUUGCGUGACCUUAAAUGACCUCAUGGUGUAAGCAUACAGAAUGUCAACAUGUCUGCAUUACAAGCUGGUUUAUUCAUCUUUGGCAAUUCUGAUCUUUCGCCUUAGUUAUUUUUCAGCCCUCACGGCUAGUCCUUUCGUAAGGAGUAAUCCAACUAUUCUCUUUCCAUUUUCAAAGCUAAGUGAGCCGUCUUCCAGUAACUCAGACCUGUCCAACAUGGCCAACUCUGUGGCACCUGGGACACUAACUGUACUAGAAUAUCAUGUUCCACAUAGAGAGAAAGUGCAAGUGUGCCAUUUGGUCUUAUAAUUAUCUGAGACUUGCUGUCUUAUACUCUUAGCAACAUUCAGAGCCUCUGGACCCAUGUGUCAGAAGAGCUGUUGGGUUUUUAGAGUCUAUGUGCUGACAGAGUUACCAUGGACCUUUGAAUCUCAAGCCCGAGGGACUACAUGUUAAGAUGAUCUCAGGGCAGAUUUAUAGGGGUCUGUAUUAUAAAAUCAAAAAGACUUUACCGCGAACGCUAACAUGAGGGAAAAUGCCAGUAAUCGAAGUUGCUAUUGUGGAGGGCUGUGCCCCCCACACCCCCUGCUAAUUAUAUAUUCUAACUCCGAGGUCGCACUACAGUGAGGAAAGGGCAAAUUCGCUACAAUCACGGUUUCAAUUCCCGGCAUUUUCACUCAUGUGAACAUUUGCGCUAAAGUCUUUUUUGUGCAUCUAAUAUAGACCCGACUUAUAGGGAUUUUGCACCUAAGUUUAAAUGCAGUAGCUAUGAGCUUCUUUGACAAGUACUGAGAGGUUUGUACAUUCAUUGGUUUCUGGAGGCAGCAGUUAUGUCUAGGGCCUACUCCCAGUGCCACUAUACUCAUCAUGGUAUCUCACGUCUGACAUUCCAAGAUUCAAGGACUCUUAACCUAAUGUGCUUAGAUUAAGCAGCAGUAGAGUCCUAGGGACACAGUUGUCCAUGGGGUUAACAGAUUAUGUUCUCUUCACUGAAUUGUUUAAGAGCAGCGUCCAUGCCCUGCUGUUAGCAAAACAUCAGUGGCGCCAAGCCUCUCGCUGAUAUUGUGUUCACAGCCUCUUGGUUUUGCUGCAGCUGUCUCUAAAGUUAGCACAUUCUUUUAGGUUUACAGAAUCCCAGAGACUGACAGACUGACUAGGGCAGAAUCUCUUUGCUUGGCAGUCAGAAUCUUUGUGGACUACAAAUAAAGCAUUCUGUGAUUUGACACAUACAGCUUCUGGUGUCCUCUGUAGGGUAAGUAGUCUCUACUGUUGUCAGUCAGAACCCCAGUUGCCAGCAUUUGUAUUUCCAGAGUUGGCUGUGCUGUAGUAGUGAUAGUCACUUGAACUGUUAAUGUCCUUAACAGUUACAUAAUAACUUAGGUUGUCAGCCAUUAAGAUAGGUUUAGCAGCAUUUGGUGUGGCAUAAAGUGAUUUUGUGGUUAGUAUUCUGCUGGGAUAGUUAGAAUUUCUGAAGUCAGCAGUCUUUCUCUGCAGGGCUGAAUCUCUUGUGCUGGCAGACUGAGUGUCAUAGGUUGGCAGUCAGUUUAAUGGCGUUAACAUCCCUAAGAUUGCCAUAAUGAAUUGGCAUUGUAUAGGGUUGCUGGGUUAGCAAAAAACGUGUAGUUUGGCAGAGUUGCCUUGUUUAGCAGUAAGGGUCUUUAUGGCAAAUAUUAUUUCUUGGUUGGUAGUUAAAGACUCUGAAGCCAGUAGCACAUUUUCCUUGGGAUGUCAGUUUUUUGAGUGAUAGCAUUUGUGGUCUGGUCUGCAGUAGAUGUUUGUAAGAUGAAGAGGAUGUCUUGAAGUUAUAUAAGGUAAGUUGAGCAGAUAGAGGCCCAUUUUCAACCGUAACAUAUUACAGUAAUUAGAAAAAUCAGAGUGCCAAGAAAAUGUAUGUAUGUUACAUGCACUUUCACUAUGAUAAUAUCACUGUAUAGUAUAUUUUCACAACUAGUUCUUUAACCACUUCAGGUUGAGAAUGUUCAUGGUCAAGGAGAUUGUGAGUUACUAAAAACCUUUUAAAAUAACUUCCUUGGAAAGUAUGAGCUUAAUGUAGAUUAGAACAUCCCGUGUGUUUCUGAGCUUCUGAUUUCAAUUCGGAUCGUGUUUAACACUUUGGAGCAUAGCUAGAAAAUUAACUUAUGCUACCCAUGGUGCCUAGAGAGUUUAGAAGUCGAGCUGACAGUUUCUGAAGGCCAGUGUCCUUAAUGCUUUUGUAGUAAGAGUUUGUGAAUAUCAGGUUAUUGUUUCCUUGGCAUGUUUUGCAAUACUGCUUUAUUUACAAGACAAAAGUAGUCUCUUUGGUUAUUAUUCAGAGUUUCUUCAAAUAUCGAGCAGCAUUCACAGAGUUUUACAUGAGUUUUUUGUUAGCAUAUCUUUUUAGACUAUCUUUUAAUCAAAACUGCAGCUUUGUGGCACUAAUAAAAGUUUUCACAGCCAGCUAGUUUCAAGUGAUAGGUCAUCUGGUAUUCACGGUCAUUCUUUGUCCAGCAGUAAAAUCUUUGAGGUUAUUCUGUAAAAGUGCUGAUAUCUCACAUUUACCAUGACACUGAGUCUUGGUGUCUGUAAUUACCACCAUGUUGCGGUCUGAGACAGGCAUGCAAUUCACUACUAAAUUAGUCAUUUGGGAUGAUCAGUGUUAAUAGAAUCUCUGUGACUAUUUCCUCAAGAGUGUAUUAGCUGUACAAAUUUCAGGCAUUUAUGGGUAAAUAUUUUGGUGUUCUGUAGUGUAAUUAGCAUAAGCUAAUGUUUCUUGCCCUAGUCUUUAUUUUGUAUACACAGAAAUUUGACUGAAGGUCCCUUGUAAUAAACAAAUUUUGAGGUUUCCUCUUCCAGUAUCCCCAGUUUAACACAAUUUCUGAUUUUUUCUUGCUUCAGUUACAGAAUAAUGUGCCUCCUAAUGGAACAUCAUACUUUGAUUAACAAAGGCAUGCCUAACCCCCUGUCCUUCACGACUUUCAUCAAUUCACACAGUGUGGAUUAACUUAUAUUGUUGAAAAACUCUCACUUUUGAUGUCUAAAAUGUAUUGUUCUUUUGACCAUCAAGUUAGAAGCUAGGACCUACAUCAGCACUGUUAGUAAUGUGAAGCACAGGAAUAUGACAUUAAAACCUGUAAUACUUGUUAAUACUUCGAGUCUACCUGCAGUGUGGUAUAAUUGACUUCCAUCCUUUCAUCAAAUUCAGUAACUUUAAUGAGCACAUCUGGUAUGACUAGAAUGGUUCCUGAAGAUGAGUUUUCUGGGGGGGGCCCCUUCUACCACCAGAUGGCUAGAUGAUUUCCACAGAUAUGAUGGACCCCUGUUUUGCAUAUCGUUGCCUUGGUUCUUAACAUGAGAUUCAUUUUGUGUGGGCUUCAUUUUUAGUGCCAAGGGUGGCAACAUUGCCUUUCCUUUGUGACUAAUCUUUUCCUUGAUGCUAAAGACUGUGUCAGACAUGGCAGGGGAAAGAAUUUUCUUUGUUCCCUUUGCUAGAUGGCUGGCUUCAGAUAUCCUCGCUAAGGGACUCAAUGUUAGUGACCCUUGCUUCAUGCCUUUCAUACUUGCAAGACCAGGGUGGGGAAGGGGAUACACGAUUCACCAUACCAGGAGAAAACCUCUGUCUUAUUCCAACAUAGAGGAGGGCUUUUAUUGUGAUUAAUUUGGACAUUCUUUAAUGUAAACAAUUCCAGAGCACAGCAGAAAGGACUCCUGAAAACGUAGCAUUGACAACUUGGUAGAGUUUACAACAGGAAGCAAUAGUCCAGAAUAGCCAUUUUCGAUGUCCCAUUUGUAUAUCUGUUGGUGAUGGUAUGUCUAUGAAUAGUGAACUGACAAUGGCUCUGAAGUCAUCAUAUCAUCACAUAACUGCUCAGAUACCUCUAUCCAGUGCUGUAAAGUGGUAGAUGAAUUUUAGCAAUCUCAGCAUAGCCCUUCCCUUCUGUAAGCUCUUUCUUUGUGCUGAAAAAGAAGGUGCGUAUAGGAAAGAGGGUUUUGCAUAAACCAGGUGAAUCUAAUGGUAAGGUUUGUGGACCUGGAAGGGAGUUGAAGUAAGAGUUCUUCUUUCACAUACUUGAACAAGUAAGGAGUAUAUACUUAUCACUAAUGCAGAGAAUUAGACUAUAGACUGUCGCAUCUCUCUUACUGCUAUGAGCAUACUAGAGGAAGCAGUCUUGUUGAUGGACUUUUUCUGUCACAGUUCACUCUUGUCCUGAAAAUGACUUUUAUCGUCAGGAUCUUCUGAAAGUGAGGCACCCCAAAGAUUGACUUGUUACUGGGAAAAUGCAUUCUUCCUUUUUAUUAAUGAAUUCAACAGAGCGUGGGGUGUUGAUGGUAGUUAAUCCAUUUUACCCUUUAUUAGUGGCAGUGGGUCUUGUACACCUUUCCAUUUCCCCUUGACUCCAUACUUCCUAAGAGAAGUAAAAAAAGAAAGAUGAAAAUGUGUCCUUCUCACCCUUUUCUCAAUACAUGCAAGGGAAAUAUUUUAUAAUGACACAGUACCAAGGCGCGGCUGUUAAAUUAGAUCCUCUGCUUCUUGAAGAUCUUCUGGCAGAGGUUCUAUAAGUGGUUGACCAGACAGCCUUCCCCCCACAAGAUGUGCUAGCCAAAGUUGAAGAGGUGCUCUGAAUGAGUAGCAAAGCAUCCUGCAUCACCUUUUCUGAUUAGUUUGCAGGAAAUUCUUGCCUGUCUGAGGCACCUAUUUAUUUGACUUGAGCUUUAGUCAUUCCUUUGUCCUUCUGCAUAUUUCCAAAGUCAUUUUAUUAAUUUUCUUUUUGUUUUGUUUUUUUUUUUUUUUUUUUUUUUUUUUUUACAUAUGACCUUUUGGAGAACAUAAAGUCCUUUAUUACAUUUGAAUAAUCCUUUUCCUUCUUAGUUCUUGAAUUUCAUGAUUGUCAAAGUUGCCCAUCCUCCUUUUGAACUGACUUGAGAUGCUUUUGUUGGUGGCCAUCACAUCUUCCCCCUUGAUGUCUGACUUACAAGUUUUGAUUUGUAGGGAGCACUCUAGUAUUUGCAGGGAUUGUGCAUCCCUUCAGAUUAACCCAUAUUUGCUCUCUAAAGCAGUCUUAGAAUUGUCCUCAAGCAAGUCCAUUCAUUUUGUAGUUUUCUGUCCAAGGCAAAAUCUAGAAGAGGGAGAGAUAAACGUCAUACUCUAUUUGUGCAGCAUAGGUUUCACCUGAAUUGUGUGAAUGAGAUCAGAAAGACAAACUAGCAGUUUGUCUCCUUUGGUCUGGCUGUGAUACAACUUGUUGCUAACAAAACAUUUCCAAGUAGAUUGCCACUAAAUGGUGGUCUAGCUAUAAAAAAAAAUGCAACUGUCAGUAUUUAUUUUCUAGGUUCAUGGCUGCUUAUGUUAUCUGUGCCAAGAAUGUUUCCACUGCUGACACUUUUGCAACUGCCACGUGAUCAUUCGUUCAAAAUUUUGCCAAGUGUUAUUGCUGAUAUACAAUGUUUUGUAGGAGUUUGGUAUCCUUUGACAACUCGGUGCUCUCAUCUUUGCUUUGCGAACUCUUACUUUUUAAGCUUCCAAUACUGCUUCUGAUUUUCCUAAACAAAUGCUUACUACGGUAGGCUUCCAAAAUCAGGUAGGAUAGUCUUGCACUCCACUGUAUCUGCUAAUUUAAGAAGACUUUCUGAAAUGGAUGCGUAUAACCUUCCUGUUUGAAAUGAUUUUCUGUCGAGCAUCAGCUGAUGGAUUUUCCUCUAAUUUCAAUAAGAGUAUGAUUGUGCUUUAGUGUCUUGUUGAAUGCAUGGGAAUUGGCCUGAGGAAAGGGAUUGGUGUACCCUCUAAGCCUGGUUUAUAACAUUAUGAUGCACUGUGGCUAGAGGUACUUGAAUUCCCCGAGCAUGAGAUCUUCAGAAAGGUCAGAAGUGUUUUGAACUGGGGAUGUCAAAAGAGAAAAUUCUGGUUAUUUUGUAAUGCAGGGGGCUGUCUCUUAGAUAUUUGUAUAGUUUGUAUAUAUGUGUUGUUUCUGACAGCAAAAAAGAAACCUGGUGGGCUGGAUGAUGCUGUCUUUCCAAAAUUUCUUAUUAUAUUUUUGCAUAUCAAUAUAAUAUUCUGCACAGUCAUUUAUUGGCUGUUUCCUUCCUUCUUUUAUAAAGAAGGUCAUUUUUGUUGAUAUCUUAGUCUGCUGCAGAUAGUAAGCUUCAUUUGUCUCCCUGAAAUAGUCUCAAGGAAGAUGUGUGAUCUUACAUGAUUAGUCUGUCUCUGGUCUGCCAGCACUGUAUUGUGGAAGCCUCAGCCUUAGAAGAUAUACAAAGUAGCUGCUGUUUGGUUUCAGAUGAAGGAGUAAUGUGAACUCAGACUUGAGAGUUCUAGCAAAGUUCCUGAGUUUUAAACUGACACAACCUGCACCAUCACAAAGAGAUUUUUUUUUUAUUUUGAGAAUUUCACUAUGCCGUUAUUUCCAUUUGUCUAUUCUGUAAAUCUGUUUAUAAAGUCUAGAAGAUUUUUCUUUCUCUUGUGACCAAAUUCUUAAAUGUUUACAAUGAUGUUUCAGAAUUAUGUAUUGUAUAAAGUAAAAACAUAUUUUAUGACAA